AUGAAUUUAAUCUCGUUUUUUUUAAUUUUUUCUGUCAUUCUUGUAAAUGAUAGCUACAUAUAUAGUAAAAGGCAUGGCCAAGACUUUAAAGCAAUCUCAUUUCUAAAAGUUAAAGAAGAAGGUGGUGGGUUUGGAGUAUCAAAACUAGGUUCAGACUCGAAAAUUAUCGUAGAUAAGGGAAUUGGAAAAAAUGAUAAAUCAGUUAUUGGUAUAUUUGGUGAUACCUUUUCUACCCAAUUUAAUGGUAUCGGAUUAUCAACUAAACUAGAAAAGGAAAUGAACGAGAUAUUCAGUGUUGAAUGUAAUGCCGAUGUGUUUAGCUUUUUGAUUAAUUUGUUGGGCAAAUUAUUUGUUCAUAUUAAAGAAAUUGAAUGUGAACUUAAAAUUUUAGAAAAUGCCUACAAAAGAUGCAAAGGUUAUGGAAACAUUAUGAGAAGAAUUAGAAAGUGUGUGCAGAUUGAGGAAGCUUACAAAGGAAAAAGAAAAGUUGGUCGUGAUUCUUUAAAUAGACUUAAAAUUUUUGGUGAAAAAGUUUCAGAAUGUGUGGCCGGAAUAACAAAGGGUUUGUGGAUAGUAGGGAAACAUGUGGAAGUAUCAGAUGAAAUAAAUGAGAAUGAGUGCAACGAGCAAAAACUGUUCGAAGAAGCUUACACACUAACCAACUACAAGGUUUACCAUCAAGUUACAGUAACAGCACACAGUCUUUUUUCUGUCUCACUUUCAAAAUGUAAAGAAAAAAGGUGUAGGAAAUUUAAUAAAAAGUGCAGGUGUAUUUUAUCAACUGCUGAUCAAAUCGAAGAUUUAAUUAGCUAUUUUGAAAAAGUAAUUAUUGAAAAGAGUUCUUUCAUUAGUGGGUGCACCAAAUACUUAAAAAAUGUGCAUGGGUCCAUCAGCAAGAAUUUAAUGCAAGUUCCUACUAGCCCCUCCAAAAAAGGCUUGGAAGAAAUUACCCAAGUUAGUCCGUUGUUAACUGAACUUUAUUAA
This is a messenger RNA of Cryptosporidium ubiquitum, 984 nucleotides long. RefSeq lists its product as uncharacterized. Lineage: Eukaryota; Apicomplexa; Conoidasida; Eucoccidiorida; Cryptosporidiidae. The record is from RefSeq and is a predicted model, not a curated record. The transcript has a single exon. Bases 1 to 984 code for a protein of 327 amino acids.